AUGAAUGAAUUUGAUAGAAUUAAGAAUAUGAUAUCAAAAUUAAUUGAUCCAAAUUUAGCUAGUGGUCAAAGCAGUUCAAAUCCGCUUAGUAGUAGGGAAAUCGAAAAGCCAAAAUUAAAAUAUAAACAUUGGUGUGCAUCUGUAGAGAAAAAAGUUCAUCAAACUAUAUCAUUGGUUCAAAUAUUUGAAUCUAAUCUUGGUGGCUCAGAAGAAAAAAAGAAGGAAAAGGCAAUUCAAACAUACCAAAAACUUAUAGCAAUUUUAGGAGAACUUAACCAAUCACUAGAGAUUACACAAUAUAAAUCAAGAAGUAAAGGUGAUGGAGAUGACUCACCACCAACUUCAAAUUUUGUACCAUCAUCAAGCAACAGCAAUACAACAAAUAAUUUAAAUCAAGCAAGUUUAUCAUCAUCCAAUGGUAUGAGUAAAGAAAAAGAAAAAGAUAAGGAUAAAGACCAUCAUCAUCAUUUGAACAGUAGCGGUGGAGUAAGUAAAGAAUCAUCAUCACUAAGUGGUAGCCAGGAUCACCAAACCUCGUCAACUGCUACAUCACCUUCCUCCACAUCAAUCAUUAAUAGUGGUUCAAGCAGUAGCAGCGGGUUGUUAUCAACAUAUAGAGAUUUAACAAUCAGCGGAAAAAAUAAAGAGGAAAAUGGUGGGGUUUUAAGGUCAACUAAAGUUAUCACUCAUUCAUGCAGAGAUUCUCUUCUUACUCUCUGGGUUGUAUUAUUAUUAUUUGUCGAAAAGCAUCAUUCAAUUGAUAAAGAUUUAACCUUAUUAUAUCAAUGUAUUUUAUUAAUUUGUCGUAGAAGAGAAUAUGAUAGUUCAAUUUCAAAUAUUGAUCCAAUUACUCAAAGACCAUGGUCAUUUUUUAAUAACGAUGUUUUGGCAAAGUAUAGAAGAAUUGUACAUAAAACCUUUUCAUUUGUUGCAACAAUAUUAUCGUCACCAUUAUUUUUUUCAAUUCCAUUAACCCAUUUUUGUUCAAAAUUUUUAUCAGCAUCAUUUUUUAGAAUUCCAAAAGUUGCAAGAUUAAUUUUGGAAGCUUUAACUCCACCAGAAACUGAAAUUCAAGAUAUUGUGUCAAAUUUUCCAAUUCCCACAAAUUUAAAACAUUUAUUAGUAGUUGGAGAUAAACCAGAUAAAGCACCAUUUCAUUUUUGUUUAAUGCAAAUGGGUAGCAAUCAAAAUAAUAAUAGUAAUAAUAAUAAUAAUAAUAAUAAUAAUAAUAAUAAUGUUAAUAAUAGUAAUAAUAAUAAUAGUAAUAAUAAUCAAAUUAAUUUAAAUAAUAGCCAAAAUAAUAUAUUAAAUAAUAAUACUAUUGAAGAAUUUUCAAUUGAUAAUAUACCUCAAGGUUGGAUAGAUAAUUUAGCCAGAAAAGAAAGUGUGUUUUUUAUAUUUUUUAAAGAUUGGUUUACCAGUUGUAAAUAUGUUUUAGGUGAACCAGUUGAUAUGAAAACCAUUCCAGGAUUUUUCACAAUUACUUAUGCACUAUUACACGAAAUUAAAACAAGAGAUCAAGCCCCACCUCCACUCUCAAGACCAACUCCUUCAUUGGAUGCUCAACUUACCUUAAUUCAGUGUUGUAAAAACGAUAAUAUCAUUGACGUCAUGAUAAAAACCAUCUUUUUAAAGACCUGUGUUUUCGAUUUAUCCGUAGUAUCAACCACUCUUGCUCUGGUCGAGGUUUGGUUUAAAGAAUUUGGUGUAUUACCAGACAAUUUCGAUAUAAACUUUUUCUGUGAAGGUAUUGAAAGUAUUAUUGUCGCCGAUCAUCAUCAAGUCUUAAUUAGAGCUUUACAAAUGCUAUACAAUAUUUCAGAUUGCUUCCAAAGAAAUUUAAGAAAAGUUCUCUUUUCCGAUCUCUUAUUAGACAAAUAUUUCUACCCAUUAUUUUUACAUUGGGAUCAACCAGUAAGAAAUGCCUAUCAUCAUUUAUUAUUAUAUAAAAUGGUAAGAAUCAAUAGAGCCAAGCUUUACGAAUCUGGUGCUACUCUUCAAGAAUUUAGUAAACUUACCCAUGCUAAUACUCCAGUUAAUACCAGAAAUGCUCUUUCUCCUACAAAAUAUAUUGAAAGCAAAGAUGAUAAUCAUAACUAUUCCUCCUCUUCAAGAUUAGCUAAUAGUCUAAAUGGUAGUAGUAAUGGAAAUGGUAAUGGUAAUGGAAAUGCCAAUGGUAAUGGUACUACCAGUAGUAGACUUGGUGCCAAUGGCCAAAAGAUUGGUAGCAAUAGAAAAGUUCCACCACCAGUACCACCAAGAUCGUAUAGCAGUGGAAAAUUAAUUGAAGAUAGCUCAACAUCACCAACUUCAUCAUCACCUUUGGCUUCAUCACCAAAUCAUAAUAUUGAACCAGAGGAUUCAUUUGUAAUUAUAGAUUCAGAACAUCAAGAAACAAAUAGUAUUACUAUGACAGCAAGCAAUUCACCAUCACUAGCAGCAUCACCAACUUCGCAAUCACCACCAUCAGACUCAACAGGUCCAGCAGGUAAUGUUAAAGAUAGCCAAACCCUAAAGCCUUUACCAAAAUUACCGUUAUCAGCAAUUACCGAGAAGUUCAACAAAGACUAUGCUUUGGAUAUCAAAUUGUUUUACGAAAUUGAAUGUUUAACAAAGAAGGUACAGGAUCAAAUGAGAUGCCCCGAAUUGAGGUUUCAUGACCCUAUACUUUCUCAUUAUGUUGCCUCUUCAAUCAGUGAAUUCAAAACAUAUAUCGCACACAGUAAUCAAGUAGAUGCCGUCCCACCAAAGAUUAUCCCAUUGAUGUUCGCAAACUCCAACCACAUUAUAAACUAUAGAGAUUAAAAAAAAAAAAAAAGA
Molecule: messenger RNA, 2820 nt
Organism: Dictyostelium purpureum
Lineage: Eukaryota; Evosea; Eumycetozoa; Dictyosteliales; Dictyosteliaceae
Exons: 2
Coding region: 1-2805 (934 amino acids)
Source: RefSeq, a predicted model, not a curated record